Angiostrongylus costaricensis is the source of this 342-nucleotide messenger RNA. The record is from the annotation of a GenBank genome assembly. Lineage: Eukaryota; Metazoa; Nematoda; Chromadorea; Rhabditida; Metastrongylidae.
AUGACUCUCCUUAGCAAUGAGGAGUUUCUCAGCCAGUUAGGAAGGAUGUACAUGGAUGCGCGUCUUGGUGGUCCGAAAUCAGUCUAUGUAACAAUGAAACCGUAUGAUGGUCGUACGAAGCCACAACCCAAGAAUGCCGAUUCCCAAUUGGAUUGCAACAAAUGUCUGUUUCGUGCCAAACUGGGAAAAAGGCGUAUCAGCACUGUGGUGUCGUCGAAAGAAGUGAAUAAAUUUCACUUAGCGUAUGUAUCGGUUCUACGAGCGAACAUGGAUAAUCUUGAGAGGCGAAAGAAAACGGACGCAAUGAAAACGAAGCCGACACCUAAGAACAACAUGGCAUAG